GGUGGCUUGCCACAGUUGGGACAGCUUGUUUGCUCUACAUAUACAAUAAUCAUCCUUGGUACCUUCAGCAAUAGAACAGUAGUAGUUGUUCUAAGAAGAGGAAGAAUGGCAUUUGUCGUGGACACAGAACAAGGGGCCACUGGACCAAGCUUGAUUUCAUAUGCCAUGCAAGGGAAAUGGGAAAAAGUUGUAGAUAUAUGCAAGGAAGAUCCGUGGGCUCAUGAUGAGAAGACCGCUACAUCAGGGGACACGGCAUUGCAUAUAGCAGUAUCAGAUGGCAGAGAAGAUGUAGUGGUAAAACUAGUCCAACUGAUGGCCCAUCGCAACGUGUAUCUGAUUAAUAUAAAAAAUGAUCGAGGGAACACCCCUCUCCAUUUGGCGGCGUCAGUAGGCAACGUUCGCAUGUGCAAGUGCAUAGCUGCUGAGUAUCCAGAACUGGUGGGUGUUCGCAACAAUGAAAAUGAGACCCCUCUCUUCUUAGCAGCUCUCCAUGGUAUGAAAGACGCUUUCCUUUGCCUCUCUAACAUAUGUAGCAGUACUGCUAACAACAAAGUGUAUGAGUACCUUCGGAGGAGUGAUGGAGAAAAUAGUCUUCACUGUGCCAUCACCGGAGAAUACUUCGAUUUGGCAUUUACAAUUAUUCACGAGUAUCCUGACCUCGUCAAUUAUGUCGAUGAGAGAGGAAUCUCCCCUCUCCACCUCCUUGCUUCUAAGGCUACUUUAUUCAGAAGCGGAACUCGACUGAAUUGGUUCAACGAAAUCAUUUAUCUUUGUGUGCCUGUCAAAAAGCUCCUUCCACAGAAAUAUGAAGCUGCCGAGAACCCUAACCAUACAGAGAAUUUCUAUAUAUUAACCAACUUAUGGAACAUGAUCAAAGCAUCAGGUGGGUUAAGUGAUUCCCAUAUUAAUUCAUCAUUUUAGUUAUGCAUAUGAGACUUCGACCAGAUAGUUACUCAUGAAUUUGCAUUGGGCUAAUAAGUAAAUCCAGAACCUUCUUGAAUUCAGCUCAAGAGCAAAUUAGGAUGAAAAGUUCAAUUCUAGACAAUCUGGUUAAACUUUAAUUGAUUGAGCACUUUUUUUUAGAACCAUAAAUUUAUUGAGUACAAAUUAAAUCAUUAAUUUAUUGAGCUUGAGAUAUAUCUUCCAAUAAAUUUCUUGCUUGUAUCACCUAAUCAACCAAGUUUAAUUAGUCCAUAAAUGUUUUCUUUUGAGAACCUUUAUUUAUUUAUUUUUUGGGUUCUCAAUUUGUGUGCUACUUAUAUCCCAAAUGAACACUAGUGUAAGAGUCUUGCUCUGAGAAUACUCCAAACCUCUUUUUAAUUUACAGGUAAAUAAUCAAAUAACGCUCGAAGACAAGAGCAGCCUCAUCCAAAUUAUUAUGGCAUUUGCUAUGAGAACUUCAUCAAGCUUAUAGCUAAAGUAUGGGCAUUGCCGGCUGUUAU
Vitis vinifera (wine grape) is the source of this 1442-nucleotide messenger RNA. RefSeq lists its product as uncharacterized. Gene Ontology annotation, molecular function: protein binding. Bases 106 to 921 code for a protein of 271 amino acids. NCBI's taxonomy places the organism in Eukaryota, Viridiplantae, Streptophyta, Magnoliopsida, Vitales, Vitaceae. The transcript has 3 exons. The record is from RefSeq and is a predicted model, not a curated record.